This is a messenger RNA of Heterobasidion irregulare TC 32-1, 231 nucleotides long. RefSeq lists its product as uncharacterized. The record is from RefSeq and is a predicted model, not a curated record. Lineage: Eukaryota; Fungi; Basidiomycota; Agaricomycetes; Russulales; Bondarzewiaceae. The transcript has 2 exons. The annotation marks the transcript as partial.
CUUUAUGUGCAGUUUUCAGAUGGGGGUGCAUACUCCAAAGCCAAGAUGGAGGAUGCAUAUCGGGCUGUCAGCUCUGAUAAGCCUCAGGCAAAGCCUACAAAAGCCCUCUCCGCCCUGAAAAGGGAUGAUGUAGAUCUCAUUGUCUCCGAGCUUGAGAUUCCUCGACCUCAAGCAGAAAAAAUCCUGAUAGAGAAGGAUGGUGACCUCCGAAAAGCAUUACAUAGCCUGAUU